Messenger RNA from Anthostomella pinea, 678 nucleotides. The record is from the annotation of a GenBank genome assembly. NCBI's taxonomy places the organism in Eukaryota, Fungi, Ascomycota, Sordariomycetes, Xylariales, Xylariaceae.
AUGGCAGAAUCGCAAGGCGAAGUUGGCUCGCCACAAACUCCCUGGUUCUCUGCGGACGAACCUCGAAGAGCAAGGUCGGCCCGCCGCAAAUACAAGCGUGCAAAGGUGACCUUGCUGCAGACGACCUUGCGUAGCUCCCAUAUCGAGAAGAUUGGCAAGCGAAUGCGGCUUCCCGUAUCGGGCCACUGGGCGGUCGAGAUCCGCGGAGAGGCCUGGGUCUGGGAUUUGUCGAGUCGCUCCAUCGCCCAGACCGAGGGGUCGCUGCCUGGAUUGAUCGGGGAGCGGUUCGCUUCUGCUUAUCUGUCAGUGCUUCAGCGGAUGAUCAAUGUCUUUGCGCUGAGGCCUCAGGCAGGGUCCCGUGCUCAGAUCAAUUCCUGCAGUUAUGGGGAGUAUCUUGCGGAGCGAGAGAAGUGGACAGAGCCUUUGCUCUUGGGCACAACAGACGCGGGCCAAAAGCGCAUCAGGAAGUCCAUUCUUAGAAGAAACGAGGUCGUCAUGUUCUACUCGAUAUUCAGCAACAAUUGCCAGCACUUCAUACUAGAUCUUUGCGAGAGUAUCGCACUGCGACCCAGCGGCACUUCAAAGGCAGAGGGUGUUGAAUUCAGCUCGGGACUGGAUACUGAAUUUGCGAGAGACUUCUGGCCAAACGAGGGAGACACACGGAGCGGAUCUCUUUAG